This is a messenger RNA of Drosophila bipectinata, 2402 nucleotides long. RefSeq names its product trichohyalin. Lineage: Eukaryota; Metazoa; Arthropoda; Insecta; Diptera; Drosophilidae. The record is from RefSeq and is a predicted model, not a curated record.
CAGCAGUAGUCGAAGUUGUAGCGAAGUCUUGGAGCACCGAGUUCCAGAAGUCCUACUAGUCGCUACCAACUACUAGCCCAACUCCAAGUAACCCUCCAAUCAGAGCAAGAUGCGCCUGUUCGUGAUAGGCCUGUUGGCCCUGGGCUCCGUUGGAGCUUUCUCGGUGGUGCGAACCCUUCCGCAGCCGCAUCCCCAGCUGGUGGCCUACUCCCCGGCCCGAGGAGAGUUCCCGGUGGUGAGUGGUCUGGCCCAGGGCUACGUGCGCUACUACGACGGCACGGGAGCAGAGCGACUGCUGGCGUACAACUACCCGGAACCUCUUAACGGAAUUCGCGACUUGGCCACCUCCACUUUGACCCGAGCUGGAUUCGAGCAUGAGAGCCAGGACAUUGCUCUGUUCCGGGCAUGGUGUGAGCAGCGCUAUCAGGUCUUGCGCCAGGAAUUGGAUCGUUUAAGGGCCCAGGGACAGAAGCCGUCCUCCAGCAUGCUAGCCCAGUUCGAGCCCCUGGAGCAGAUUGUCAAGUUCGCCGCCUUCGAAGCCGUUCCUGGACUGAGUCCGGAAGUACAAAAGGCUCGGGACGAACAGCUGCGCAUCUGGAACGAGGCCAGGCUGGAGGUUCUGCGUGCCGAGCAGGCUCAGCAGCUGCAAACAAAAGCCCAAGAGAUUCCGGUGAUCUACGGCCAGCCGGAGCAGUCGAUCCUGGUUAAGACCUCCACCCCACAGGUGGCUAAGCCCAUUGAAACUCCUCAGACCCACUCCUACGGACAGUUCACCGCCACCCAGGGCAACUUGCUGAUCAAGACGGCACCACAGCCGGCCCUUCAACCUGUCGAGGAGACCCUAGAGGUGAAACUGGCUCGCCAGGAGCACCUCAAGCAGUUCAAUGCGGCCUUGCUGCGCCAACCGGCUCCGGAAACCCCAAUUGUAAAGACAGUCCCCGUGACUCAAACGCUCAUCAAGACACAAACUGGUACCUUUGAGGGUCAGCAAGCUCCGCAACCCAUUGAGGAAACCCCCGAAGUGAAGCGAGCUCGUGAGGAGCAUCUUAAGCAGUUCAACGAGGCCCUACUGCGACAGCCCGCCCCGGAAACCCCGAUUCUGAAGACCACUCCUGGAAUCCAGCAGCCGCAAGCCAUUCAGCCCCAGCCAAUUAUCAAGACAGUGACCACCUUCGAAAACCAGCCGAUUGCUCCACCUCAACCCAUCUUUAAGACCAGCUCCUUCGAGGGUCAGCAGGCUCCGCAGCCGAUUGAAGAAACCCCGGAAGUCAAGAAAGCCCGCGAGGAGCACCUCAAGCAGUUCAACGAGGCGCUGCUGCGUCAGCCCACGACCCCCGAGGAGCACCUUCUGAAGAUAACGCCAACCCGCUCCCAGGCCAUUUCCUUUGAGGGUCAGCUGGCCCCGCAGCCCAUUGAGGAAACUCCUGAGGUGAAGCGGGCUCGAGAGGAGCAUCUUAAGCAGUUCAACGAAGCCAUUCUGCGUCAGCCCAUCGACAUUCAGCAACAGCCACUUAUCCCCACCGCUCCCAUUGCGCCCUUCGCCCCCCAGGCCAUUGUUAAGACCACCUUUAUCCAGGUGCCAGGACCUCAGCCCAUCCAGGAAACCCCUGAGGUCAAGCUGGCCCGUGAGCAGCAUCUGCUGCUUCUAAACCAGGCCAAGUUACAGGCCGAGGACAAGGUGGCCGACAUUUCCGACAUGAUCCUCCUGGAGGAGCGAGAGCGCGAGAACGAGCGCCUGAUGGAGCUGGAGCAGCGCAAGAGGGAGGAGAAGGAGGCCGAGCUGGAGCGCCAAAUGGAAGCGGAUCGUCUUCGCGAGGAAACCCGUCUGCUGGAAGCCGAGCGUCUCAAGAUCGAGCAGGAGGAUCGCCUGCGGCUGGAAAGCGAACGCCUAGCCGAGAAGCAGGAAAUCAGCACCACCUAUGAGACGAGCAUCCCGGAGUACCUGCGCAAGGCUGAGCAGUUCAAGAUUAUCUCCAGCCAGGCCCAGUCGCAGCCCCAGUCUCAGCCCCAAUCCAACAUCGUUACCCAGCAGCAGCAGGUGCAGAACGGCUUCUUCCUCCGCAUUCAGACCAACCAGCCCAGUAGCAUCGAGACCGGUGAAGCACCCAUCAGCAACCCGGCUUUAGUGUUUGCCGGAAAGACUCCGAAUCCCUUCCUGGUUCGCUACACCUCUGAGCCACAGGUACUGCAGCCUCUGCCCUUGCCCAUCCUUACCAAGCUGAAGCAGGACGUGUCCACCGCCUCUGCUACCGCCUCCACCACCGGUACCAGCUUGACUUCAGAGAGCGAUCUGGAUAAGGCCACCAGGGAGCAUUUCCGAGCCCACGAGAUCGCCCUGGAGCAGCUGCGCCUGGCCAACCUAAAGAACCCAUGGAACCCCGAACCCUGCCAGCAUUAAGAAA